UUUGCUGUCUUUGCUUGUUUUUGAGUUUGUCUCGUGCAUACUUCAUGUGUGACUGUUUCUUUCGUGGUGAUCAAAUAUUGCUGUAUUGUUAUCUUUAUAUUCGUCAAAAAUGUUUUCAGUUUUAAAACUUUCUAAAUCACAUAUAAGGUUUUUGUGUAUUUCUGAAAUAUGAACGUUAGUGAUGUUUAAUAAAGUGAACAGAUGAUUUUAAACCAUAUGCUUCGAAUUUUCAACACAUUCUCUUUAGUUGUAUUGAGACCAUUAAAUUAUACGGUCUGGCACACUAAAUACCGAGAUUUUAAAUGCAAGGAAAAAGUAAACCGAACGACCUUCAGAUGAAUAAAAAUGUCAACAGAAGGAAGUGGAGAAACUCCUUCAGCUGUACCAAGUCUGCCAGGAGCACCAGAGCAAACUUAUCUUUUUCCGAAAGCGAAAGGACAUUCACGAUCCAUCAGUCAUGGAGGGGUGCCAAUGCUGGCAGGAAACCCGACUAGCGUUCGGCCAGCUCUCAAGUCGGCUUUACGAGGACAUCAACGCGCUCUGUCCCAUGGUCAAAUUGGGGAAGGGCCACGCGCGGCUACCGGUUCAGGACACAGUAGAACCGGGAGUCGUACAGAUUUCAUAUUACCACCGGGACAUAGGGAACCUGUGGCAGCUAGUGCUCAACCACGCCUGUCUUCAGUUCGAGGGCAUCACUCCCGUCAAGCAUCACGCUCUGACUCCAUAUAUACCUUACGUCGAGCGUCAGUAGUAGCACCUUGGCGUCGCGCAGUUUUUUGGCUUAUGCGCCGUCAGCAACCCGCCGUCGACAAUAGACACUUAAUAGUCAUCCCAAAUCACCUUGUUCCCGACAAAACGCCCCCUAAAGACCAUCCAAAUGGACAGAGAUGCAAUAAUAAAAUCAGGACUACUAAAUAUACACUGCUGUCUUUCAUACCUAAAAAUCUAUUUGAACAGUUUCACAGGAUUGCAAAUGUGUACUUUAUUUUUAUUGUGUUAUUAAACUGGGUGCCUGCUAUCAAUGCAUUUGGGAAGGAAGUGGCAAUGCUACCAGUGUUGUUUGUGCUUGGUGUAACAGCUAUCAAGGAUCUCUUUGAGGACCGUCGUAGACAUCUAUCCGACAAGAGAAUUAAUAAUUCUUUUUGCAGAGUCUACAAAAAAUCAAUGGAAAGGUACGUCCGAGUGAAAUGGAGAGAUGUGCGCGUCGGGGAUCUAGUCCACCUCUCGAACAACGAGGCUGUACCGGCAGACAUGGUGCUGUUACACUCGUCGAAUCCUCUAGGAAUUUGUUAUUUGGACACUUGUAAUCUAGACGGCGAAACUAAUUUAAAACAACGAGUUGUCGCACCGGGAUUCAGAGACAAACAACUGGAAUUCAAUCCAAUGAAAUUCAGAAGUUCUGUUGAAGUGGAACGGCCGUCGACGAAAAUAUACAGAUUUACUGGAACGAUUUCACAUCCCAAUGGCUGCCGUGUGCCGCUUAAUUCAGAGAACCUCCUAUUGAGAGAAUGUACGAUCAAGAACACAGAUUACGUUGAGGGAAUCGUCGUAUAUGCGGGGCACGAAACAAAGGCUAUGCUCAACAACGGAGGGCCGAGGUAUAAAUGUUCAAAGCUAGAAAGGAAAAUGAACACGGAUGUUAUAUGGUGUGUUCUUGUCCUACUAUUCCUGUGUUGUGCGGGGGCAGUUGGCUGUAAAGUGUGGUUGGAUCAAUACAGUCCAUUUCUAUACAAAUACACGCCCUUCAUACCCUACGCCGAGAAGCCUGCAUAUGAGGGUUUGCUUAUUUUCUGGACGUAUAUAAUUGUGCUGCAAGUAAUGAUACCAGUUUCUCUCUACGUGACCAUCGAAAUGACCAAACUUUUGCAAGUGUAUCACAUUCAUCAGGACGUCGAAAUGUACGACUCGGUAACAAAUACGCGAACGGAAUGUCGAGCGUUAAAUAUAACCGAGGAGUUGGGACAGAUUAACUACUUGUUCAGUGAUAAGACGGGGACGUUAACAGAAAAUAAGAUGGUGUUCAGGCGUUGUACCGUGAGUGGCGUCGAUUACGAUCACCCGCCAGGCCCAGAUGCGGAGCCCUCGACAACUCUACCUCCCAUUGUAACUCCCAUAACAAAAGUCUCGCCGAACAGAAGGAUGCUUCAGCAUCUACUGGAUAGCAAUGACGCUCAGCAUACGCAAAAGGUACGGGAGUUCUUGUUAAUUCUGGCGGUGUGCAACACUGUGGUCGUGAGUCAGCCGCACGUCGACGAUAUGCAGCUGUCCAGCUCCAGCAGUGAUCAGUUCAGAUCUCAGAAAGCUUCGAAGUCCAACGGCACUUUACGAUCCAACGAUAAGUACGCUAGAUUAACUGAAUCUCGGUCCACCACGCCGUCGCCUCCGCCGUCCACCACCUCGCCCUUGCGCCUUCGCUUGCCCAAACUACCGUUUGGCAGUCGGGAAGAAAGCAUCAGUGAACCGAGCACUUCGGCGGAGAUACAGUUGGCCCGCUUCGAAGCCGAAAGUCCAGACGAACUGGCUCUAGCCGAAGCGGCUCUGGCAUACGGAUACGAACUUCGAGGAAGAUCGCCUGAUGAUGUCGAAUUGGGAAUACGUGGGGAAUUAUCUCACCUUAAAGUGUUACGUGUACAGCAAUUUGAUUCUAACAGGAAGUGCAUGUCUGUGGCACUUAGAGUGCCCACUGGUCAGGUGGUUCUAUACGUAAAGGGAGCUGAUAGUACAGUUCUUGGAGCUCUAGCACCAAUGCGAGCUGGAUCCGCAGAAGCGGCUGCCUUUGAAAGGACUAGGUCGUUGCUGUCAGAGUACUCUCGUGCUGGUCUACGUACACUGGUUAUGGCGAAACGGACCAUGCAGCCUGCGCUUUGGGAAGAAUGGCUCGCUGGUCAUGCUCGUGCAUCUGAAAUCGGUGAAGGUAGAGAAAAACGACUGCGAGAUUCAUUAGCUCGACUGGAGAGCGCCCUUACCCUCGUCGGAGCUACCGGCGUAGAAGAUCGUCUCCAGGAAGACGUUCCGCGGACCGUACGAGCGUUGCUCGAUGCGGGAAUAGUCGUGUGGGUGCUGACCGGAGACAAACCCGAAACGGCGAUAAAUAUCGCUUACUCCGCGGCGCUGUUCUCCCAGAGCGACCGACUCCUACAUUUGAUGUCUCGGGAUAAAGAGCACGCCGAGUCCACCAUCAAGAGCUACCUGGAGGGCGGCGCGGCGGAGGCGGAGGCGCGCGGCGCGGGGCGCGCGCUGGUGGUGGACGGCCGCACGCUCACCUACAUCCUGGACCGCCGCUCCGGCCUCGUGGCGCCCUUCCUGUCGCUGGCGCGCCGCUGCUCCGCCGUGCUGUGCUGCCGCGCCACGCCGCUGCAGAAGGCCUACAUCGUCAAGGCAGUUAAGGAGGAGCUGGGAGUUACGACUUUGGCUAUCGGAGACGGAGCGAACGACGUGUCGAUGAUACAAACGGCCGAUGUUGGAGUCGGUCUGUCGGGUCAGGAAGGUCGUCAAGCAGUAAUGGCAUCAGACUUCGCGCUCUCUCGCUUUAAAUUCAUUGAAAGGCUGCUCCUUGUACACGGACAUUGGUGCUACGAUCGCCUAGCGAGGAUGAUUUUAUACUUUUUCCUGAAAAAUGCCACAUUCGUGUUCAUAGUAUUCUGGUACCAGCUGUACUGCGGGUUCUCGUCGUCCGUCAUGAUUGAUCAACUGCACCUCAUGGCGUACAACCUCGCCUUCACCGCCUUCCCCCCCAUCGUCAUAGGCGCGUACGACCGCGCGGCGCCGGCGGCGCUGCUGGGCGAGCGGCCGGGCCUGUACGCCGCGUCGCGCCGCGGCCGCGCCUACCGCGCGCACUCGUACUGGCUGGUGCUCGCCGAGUCCGUCUACGUGUCCGUCGUCGUGUUCUUCGUGGCCGCCGCCGCCUACUGGGACACCGACGUCGACCUCUGGCUCUUCGGCCUCUGCAACAUGACGUGCUGCCUCGUCGUCAUGCUGGUCUACGUCGCCAUCGAGACGAGGAGCUGGACGGUGAUCCACCUGCUGGCGCUGUCGGGCUCGCUGGGCUCGUUCUUCGUGCUGACGCUCGUGUACCAGACGGUUUGCGUGACGUGCUUCAAGCUGCCCUCCACCUACUACGUGAUGCAUCACGCCUUCGUGGACCCCAUCUACUGGCUCGUCGUGAUCCUCACCACGGUUGCCGCUCUGGCGCCCAGACUGGCGUGGCACGCGGCGCGCAACUCCAUCCGGCCGGGCACGCUGCGCCGCGCCGUGCUCGCGCGCCGCCGCCGCCCGCGCCCCUACGCCGCGCACUACCACACGCCCUCCGCCUCCGCGCACGUCUACAGGCCGACGGACGAGGACGGACUGCAGAAGACGAACUCGGACGUUGCGGCGAUAACGUGACGGCAGUACGCGACUCCACCCGCAUACGUUUAACCCUAGGCUGUGAUCUGUCGUUAGAACUAAUGUAUGAUAAUUAUUAUAGAGUAAUAUAUGAUAUCGCUUUUGUACGAUACCGCGGGACCAAUGCGUCAGUUGUCUUGAGUGCGUCACGACGUGACGGCUAAAUCGUGCCUUCCUUAUCUCACGCUAGUAUUUACAUUAGAAAGUGUUCAUAAAAAUCAGUGUGCUUAUGAAGAUCGUAAUUCGAUAGAUCUGCCCGAUGCUUUUAUGUUUUUAAUUUCAAUUACCGAUGUUAAUUAUGUGUUCAAGUUUUAUUUGUACUUAUUUUAUGCAUUAAGAUUAUUAAACCUUUCUAAAUUAAAUUAACCUUGCCAGGCCCGAAUAUAUACUGCAAAUUGCACUUAUAUCGACUAGAAUGCACUUCGUUACUUAAAUUUAUUUUUUUAGUUCCGAUAUAAAUUAUUUUAUGUAGUUCCAAAAUAAAAGACUAACUGAUGCCAAUAAUUUAUUACAAAUUAGAAAGAUCGAGUAGUGUACUUGUAAAUGUGUAGCGGUUUCUAAAACCUCUUGUUUUCGUGUUCAUAUUGAUCGAUGUGUGAUAGUGUAACCAUGAAUGUUGAAAAUUGUGUAUUUUUGUAUGAACUGGACAACCGUUGGCUUCCUUCGUGUCAUAGCUCGUAGUGUACUUGCCUUGUCGGAGACUGCACGCGUUUGUAUAGGCAUCUCUGUCAUCUGUCCUCGUGGCUACUGGUAUUGCGCUAACCCAGAAGCAGCGUGAUAACAUGGGUCAAAUAUUUCUCAGAUGGUAAGGUACAGGUGGUGAGAAAUACACUUGGCGGAGUGCGUUUAUAAUCUUCACUUCGAAUCCAACAUUCCAUUUUUUCCAAAAUAUAAAAGCAUAUAAAAAGGCUAUUUCUUUUUAAAAGGUUUUAAGAAAAGGUUAGUUAAGGAUGUGGGAGGUAUUUAAAACAAACAACAGCAUUCCAUCACUUCUUUAAUGUAUCACUUUUUCUAAACAAAUGUUAUAAAUAUAAAACCUGAAUAUUUAUAAAGUGCCUUUCCCAGCGUACCCGCCGGUGUAUUUCUUUCCGUCACAAGUCCGAUGACGACUAGAUGUUUCCUAAAGAUUUGACUAUUUUUAAUACUGUUUCUAAUUGUACAUACAUUACAGACGAAUAUAUAUUUCUACAUAAAUAAUUGUUAAUGUACAGUAGGAUAUUUUUAUAUAAAUAAAUAUUUGUGUAAAUACCUUGUAUGUUCUAAGACUGUUGUUCAUUUUAGAUCUUUUAAUUUGUUGAUUUAUUAAACGUAUAGUGUAUUGAUAAAAUAUGUAUUUUCCAGUCAUGUUAAGGCUCUGUUCAUCAGAUAUAACGACGCCUGGAAGGUAGAUCUUGCCAUAAAAUUGAAACUUUAGAUCUUGUAUGGAUUCCUACGUGAAUUAAAAAAAACUGUCCCGCUUCCAGUUUAUUUAUGGACAUGUUAGUCUUAGUAACCUUUCUAAUUCUUUUAAGGAACAUAAUUACUUCAAAAAAUAUUUGUUAAUUUGCUGCAAUAAUUAAAAUAAUUACAUUUUUAUUCAAUUAUGCUCGACUUUUAACAAUGAAAAUCCAUAAUAGUAAAAGUUACACGUUGUGGCUUGCCAUAGACAAUAAAUAAAAAAUAUUCAUUUUAAUAAAAUUUACCGCUUAAUUUUAUUAGGCUUAUUCUAUUAUUAUUGUUAUAUUGAAAAUUGAAAUUGUUUUAAAAUGUUCAAAGUACUAAGUUAGUUACCGUUGGUAUUUAGGACGAUGUAAUCGAACAGUAUUUUAAAUUAAAUCGACUAGUCCUUUCAACGAAUGUUAGUGUUUGCAUUUGCUUGCAUUAAGUUUAAUGUAACAGAUCUUCCUAUGAUUUUU
This is a messenger RNA of Vanessa atalanta (red admiral), 6281 nucleotides long. Its product is annotated as phospholipid-transporting ATPase VD. Gene Ontology annotation, biological process: phospholipid translocation. The transcript has 16 exons. Bases 346 to 4386 code for a protein of 1346 amino acids. The record is from RefSeq and is a predicted model, not a curated record. Gene Ontology annotation, molecular function: ATP binding; magnesium ion binding; ATP hydrolysis activity. Gene Ontology annotation, cellular component: plasma membrane. NCBI's taxonomy places the organism in Eukaryota, Metazoa, Arthropoda, Insecta, Lepidoptera, Nymphalidae.